Messenger RNA from Arabidopsis arenosa, 1434 nucleotides. The record is from the annotation of a GenBank genome assembly. NCBI's taxonomy places the organism in Eukaryota, Viridiplantae, Streptophyta, Magnoliopsida, Brassicales, Brassicaceae.
CCACUUUAAAAGCUCUUUAAUUUCUCCCAUUACAAACCAAAUCCAUUAGAAAAAAAAAAAAACACAAAACACCUCCAAAAACAAAACAAUGGCGGUGAAGAAGAGAUCAUCUUGGAGAUCAUUAAUGGUUUUGUGUUUCCAAGAUCCAGACAACAUAUAUUCUCCCAAGAAGACAAAGAAAGAUGAUGGUCAAGGUGUUGUAACCAAACAGAAAUCGUUUCUCGGAUUGUCGAUUCUAGACAUAAGUAAUCCAAGUUCCACUACCUUGUCGGAAGAUCUCUCAAUCUCUCUCGCCGGCUCGGAUCUCCAUGUAUUCACACAAGCAGAGCUCAAAGUCAUAACACAAAGUUUCUCUUCUAGCAACUUUCUUGGUGAAGGAGGGUUUGGUCCGGUUCACAAAGGGUUUAUUGACGACAAGCUCCGUCCUGGUCUUAAUGCUCAGCCUGUUGCUGUUAAACUUCUUGAUCUUGAUGGUCUUCAAGGUCACCGUGAGUGGAUGACGGAGGUUAUGUGUUUGGGAAAACUAAAGCACCCGAAUCUAGUGAAGCUGAUCGGAUAUUGCUGCGAGGAAGAACAUAGACUUCUUGUUUAUGAGUUCAUGCCUCGUGGAAGUUUAGAAUCUCAACUCUUCAGAAGGUGUUCCUUACCGCUGCCAUGGACAACUAGGUUGAAGAUCGCGUACGAAGCUGCAAAGGGUCUACAGUUUCUCCAUGAAGCUGAGAAGCCCGUCAUCUAUCGCGAUUUCAAGGCCUCCAAUAUCUUGUUAGAUUCUGACUAUACAGCGAAACUCUCGGACUUCGGGCUAGCAAAAGACGGACCACAAGGCGAUGCAACACAUGUGUCAACACGAGUGAUGGGCACACAAGGGUACGCAGCGCCAGAGUACAUAAUGACAGGUCGGAAAUCGGUGGACAUAGCGAGAUCGUCAAGGAAAGAAACCCUCGUUGAGUGGGCUCGUCCAAUGCUCAACGACGCACGUAAACUCGGGAGAAUAAUGGACCCGAGGCUUGAAGAUCAGUACUCAGAGACCGGAGCACGAAAGGCAGCAAAUCUAGCUUAUCAAUGCCUAAGGUACCGACCAAAGACCAGGCCAGACAUCAGUACUGUUGUCUCUAUUCUUCAAGACAUCAAAGAUUACAAAGAUGAUAUUCCCAUUGGGGUAUUCACUUACACGGUUCCUACUAAACCAAGCCGUGAAGUUAAAGUGACAAGUCUUCAAAACUUUGACAAGCCUCGCAACGUUUCUAAGACUGAUAACCAUCAAAAGUUCCGGUCGCCCGCGCACACGGCAAGAAACCACCGGGUAACUUUGAGAAACGGAUUCAACUCGCCAAUGCGUAACGAAGCCGGAGGGGAACGGUACUGAGUUUCUCUUCUGUCCUCCAUUCGUAAUUUUUUUUUUACAUAAGAUGUAAAUAAUGAUACAUUCUUACC